Messenger RNA from Adineta steineri, 561 nucleotides. Lineage: Eukaryota; Metazoa; Rotifera; Eurotatoria; Adinetida; Adinetidae. The record is from the annotation of a GenBank genome assembly.
AUGUUAUUUAUGCAUGGAAGACCUCUUGUUCAUACUAGUCAUAAUCCUAUUCAAUCGGCUCAAUGUAUUCGUGAUGAUGUUCAUUUUGCUAGUGUAAACGAUGAUAGAGAAUGGAUUUAUAAUCGACCAUGGACAUAUUGGCCUCGAGAUCCUGAUGAUAAUAUUGCAUUAAUGUAUAAAUGUGCCAAGCGUAUAUUGACUUUACUCGGUUAUAAUGCUGAAUUACAAUUAAAUCCAACAAAUAAGAAUCCAAAAGACGAGAAUGUUAUUUCAGGUUUCUGUUGUGCUCAAUUUUAUGUAACGAAAGAACGUAUUCAACGUUAUACAUAUGAACAAUGGUUAUCGUUGUUUCAUGCUAAUUUUGAACCAUAUUGUACAACACCACGUGAAAAUGAACAACUUGGAAAUGGUAUUCAAUGGUUUGGAGGAACUUUUGAACAUAUCUGGCAUGUUAUUCUUGGACUUUAUCCAGUAGAUGCACCAGCACCAAAACAUAAUACUACUACUCAUCGAUGUCAAUGGUUUCGUCCGUCUUGUAAAGGAUCACCUUGUAGCUCGUAA